AUGCAAGCGUCGUCAUCCCGGUGUCUUCGCCUUGUAGCCACAGCUACUGUCCAGCAGUCCCAGGCCACCAGCGCUCAGUCGCCGUCGUCGCUAGCGGUGAAGGAGGACGCGCCGAUUAACUUCGACGAUCUAGGGUUCGGGCUGGUGGAGACGGACUACAUGUACGUCGCCAAGUGCGUGCGCGGGGAGGAGUGGCAACAGGGCGAGCUGCGGCCGUACGGCAACCUCGAGAUUAGCCCCGCUGCUGGCGUGCUCAACUACGGCCAGGGCGUGUUCGAGGGCAUGAAGGCGUACCGCACGGCGGACGGGCGCGUGCUGCUCUUCCGCCCGCGGGAGAACGCCCUGCGCAUGCAGGAGAGCGCGGACCGGCUCAGCAUGCCCGGGCCUCCCGUGGAGCAGUUCGUGCAGGCCGUGAAGGACACCGUGCUGGCGAACCUGCGAUGGGUGCCGCCAUGUGGCAAGGGCGCGCUGUACAUCCGGCCACUGCUGGUGGGCACGGGACCAGUGCUAGGGCUGGCACCAGCACCAGAGUACUCCCUGCUCAUCUACGUGUCGCCAGUGGGGAACUACUUCAAGGGCGCCACGCUCACGCCCAUCGCCCUCAAGGUGGAGGAGCUGUAUCAUCGCGCCGCCCCCGGUGGUACCGGUAGCGCCAAGGCCAUUGGGAAUUACUCCCCGGUGCUCAAGACUCAGAUUGCGGCGAAGCAAGAUGGGUUCUCCGAUGUGGUGUACCUGGAUGCUCAAGAGAACAAGUACAUUGAGGAGGUGUCAUCGUGCAACAUCUUUGUGGUGAAGGACAAUGUCAUCUCCACUCCCGACCUACGCGGCACCAUUCUCGCAGGCAUCACCCGCCGCAGUAUCCUUGAACUCGCCCACUCCUUGGGCUACAAGACGGAGGAGCGCCAGGUGUCGAUUGAGGAUUUGCUGGGAGCGGAUGAGGUGUUCUGCACGGGGACCGCUGUGGUGCUCUCUCCUGUGGGCGCUGUGACAUUCAGAGGGAACAAGACUACAUUCGGCGACGGAGAAGCAGGGAAGCUUUCACAGCUGCUGUAUGAACGGCUUACUAACAUUCAGAAGGGCGUGGAUCCGGACACGAUGGGAUGGACGGUUCAGAUUGCGUGA
Molecule: messenger RNA, 1122 nt
Organism: Closterium sp. Naga37s-1
Lineage: Eukaryota; Viridiplantae; Streptophyta; Zygnematophyceae; Desmidiales; Closteriaceae
Source: the annotation of a GenBank genome assembly